AUGGAGGGUCCGUUGAUUGUGCCCACAUUUGCCACGGGCAGCGUUUGCAGUUUGUUCACGGUGCCUGACGGGCAUCGUUCCGCUGUUGUUGCCAAUUCUGUCAUAGCGCAGUGCGUGGCUGCUGUGCUGGGUGGUGUGUGGGCACUGCCGUGCGUCACGCUGGAGGAUGGCCGUCCAGUCGCUGGCGCCAUGCACUUUGCCUGUCAGUUUCAUUUCCCGGCCGUUUCAUUUCACGGACGCAUCGCCACCCGCAUCGCCGCGCACCUGUUGGCCCAUGCUGUCGGGUUCAACUGCCCGCACUUGGCAGGCCGCAGCAUGGUGAGGCAUGUUGUCGGUGUGCGUGUCAGGGCGCUGUUGGUGGUGGUGCACUCGACGAAUGCCGCGAUGUCUGCGAGGGAGCACCACGACUGCGACGACAUUGAUGGCAUGGAACUGCAGGAUGGCGAUGGGGACGGGAGGACGCUGGAGUCGCACUGGUCGCGGCGCCACGCGAGCGAUGAGUGGAUUGCACCGAUUGGGGGUGCCGGCGACUGCACGGAGCUGACGCUGGCCGCAUCGGCUUACCUGGGCUGCUUUAUAGUGAACUGGUAG
Messenger RNA from Trypanosoma cruzi, 591 nucleotides. RefSeq names its product surface protease GP63, putative. Lineage: Eukaryota; Euglenozoa; Kinetoplastea; Trypanosomatida; Trypanosomatidae. Gene Ontology annotation, molecular function: metalloendopeptidase activity. The transcript has a single exon. Gene Ontology annotation, biological process: proteolysis; cell adhesion. Gene Ontology annotation, cellular component: membrane. The record is from RefSeq and is a predicted model, not a curated record. The coding region runs from base 1 to 591 and encodes 196 amino acids.